Molecule: messenger RNA, 2373 nt
Organism: Sinocyclocheilus anshuiensis
Lineage: Eukaryota; Metazoa; Chordata; Actinopteri; Cypriniformes; Cyprinidae
Product: ras-related protein Rab-12-like
Exons: 6
Coding region: 217-924 (235 amino acids)
Biological process (GO): Rab protein signal transduction
Molecular function (GO): GTP binding; GTPase activity
Source: RefSeq, a predicted model, not a curated record
GGAAUGCGUCGGAACCGGAAGUGGUGGUGACGUCACGGUCGCUCUCGUAUUUCCAGCGCAGGACAACAAUUGACUGACUGACUGAGGAGAUUGAAAACUUUGACAAACUCUCCCAAAAAACCGCUUUAAAGUUUAGUAAAGUUUCCCUCCGUGAUGCGAGGGCGUGUUUAAAGCAGACUGGCCGUGUGGCAGAUGUGGACCGGCUGUUAGUGGUGGAUGGAGUCGGGGUUCGGUGUCCAGCGGAGGGCCGGCGGUGGCUCGCCCGCUGUGGGAGCGUCGCAGCGCCGCAGGAAGAUGCCGCCGAGAGCCGCUGAUUAUAAACUGCAGGUGAUCAUCAUCGGCUCCCGUGGAGUGGGAAAGACCAGCCUGAUGGAGAGAUUCACGGAUGACACCUUCUGCGAGGCGUGCAAGUCCACUGUGGGUGUGGAUUUUAAAAUCAAAACGGUGGAGCUGAGAGGAAAGAAGAUCAGGUUACAGAUCUGGGACACAGCAGGUCAGGAGAGGUUUAACAGCAUCACUUCAGCGUAUUACCGCGGCGCGAAAGGCAUCGUACUGGUCUACGACAUCACCAAGCAGGAAACCUUUGACGACCUGCCAAAAUGGAUGAAGAUGAUAGACAAGUACGCAUCAGAGGAUGCUGAGCUCCUAUUGGUUGGGAACAAACUGGACUGUGAGUCUGAUCGUGCCAUCUCACGACAACAAGCAGAGAGGUUUGCUUCACGGAUGUCAGGGAUGCGUUUCUGUGAGGCCAGUGCCAAGGACAACUUUAAUGUGGAUGAGAUAUUCCUUAAACUAGUUGAUGACAUUUUGAGUAAGAUGCCUCUUGAAGUCCCCAGUAAGGAGCUGUCCAACAGCGUCCUGUCCCUUCAGCCCGAACCCGAAAUCCCACCAGAGCUGUCUCCGUCGCGCAUGCGCUGCUGUUGACACUCGGUUCAUGCUUUAUUUAGAAACCCAACACCACCUUCCCUCUGAUAACCCAACACAUGCUGUUAAAGACUCCCGCCACCAGGGGCGAAAUGCCCAUCUCAUGAGAGUCCAGCCCAUACGGAUGAUGAGAUGAUGGCCUGUCAUUACCAGAGAAGAUGAAAGACAAACGCUCUUUACCGCAUAUAAUCAUCCUUCACAAACUGUAGACUGUGCAAUUUAACAUACUCCGUAUUUUGGUACCUCUAGAUGCCAGUAGAGAACAUCCGUAUCAUCACCCCCACACACACACACACAUAGAUGCAUUUAUUUUUGACGGCCCAUACUUACACUACCUCAUUUCUGGGAAGCACAGGAUUGCGUUUGUCCGACAUGUGCCUUCCUGAUCGGAAAACCGCUGCGCACGCAUCACAAACAUACAUGAAAUGUAUGUCAUAACCCAUCAACUUCUAUUUAUAUGUAGUUUACAUCAUCAUAUAUUCUCAGUAGAAACAAGAAACUAUUUCUAUUGGACGACGGAUACUCUACCCUUGUCUUUCAUAUCACGUCUCAAACACGCAUUUCUUAUGGAAAACGUUCCCGGUCUCAAUUUAGGAAGCUUUUUUCCAAAUUGGUUUGGCAUUAAAAGCGAAGUGGAUGUACAUUUCAAGCGUAAUUCAUUUCUGUCGGUUGUGUGUUUACGAGGUGGCGUGGUUGGGUUGUCCUUAUGCCUUACGUUCUAUCAGUGUUACUGUUUUUGAGGUGGAUUUUGUGUUAUCCGUUGUGUUUUGCAUUACAAUCCAUUCGUAGCUAGUUUACGAACAGCUGAAAUGCUGAGCGUUAGUGAAGGACCUGUGUACAGAAGAUUAACCUUAUCAUUUAGCAGCGAUUUGAGUUUUGUUGCUUCAUAGUCCUCUUUCGGUGUCACUUAACUUGAGUAGAAUAAAGGAAGGUCAAUAAUUGAGUUCAUUGUUUUAUUCUCUAGAUCUGGAUUGCAGAACUGAAAUGCUCUCAACGAAAGGGCUAUUUUUCCGUGGAGAGCAGAUUGGGAGUAAAACGGGACAUUGGUUUUGAUACUCGAACAGUUUCUAACCGUGCACUUGUUCCUAACAACACUCUUCAGUUAACAUCACUAUGCUUCUGCGUUCCUGGACAAACCACUGACUCCACUGGAUUUCAGUUGAAUUGAAUCAUUUGCCUGCAUUAGAUCAAGGACUGUAGUAAUGAUAUAGCUGUGUUAUAUAACAAAAUAUAACAUGGGAACGGCUAUUUCAGCUGAACCAGAUAUGCAGAAGCAACAGGUUUUUGUGUGAGUUUAUGGAAAUAUGAUGCUUUUUUCGUAGAAAUUGUCCAUGAAUAUAGAGGACUGACAGUGUUACUGUGCGUCUGGAACGUCAUCUACAAAAAAAAAAAAUUCUUAUUGGGUGAAUUUAAUGAAAACAUGUCAAGGUCAUAUUUGACCCCCAAAAU